Molecule: messenger RNA, 6563 nt
Organism: Sitophilus oryzae (rice weevil)
Lineage: Eukaryota; Metazoa; Arthropoda; Insecta; Coleoptera; Curculionidae
Gene: l(3)72Ab
Product: putative U5 small nuclear ribonucleoprotein 200 kDa helicase
Exons: 23
Coding region: 44-6466 (2140 amino acids)
Cellular component (GO): nucleus
Molecular function (GO): ATP hydrolysis activity; ATP binding; nucleic acid binding
Source: RefSeq, a predicted model, not a curated record
GCGUUAUUCUUUUUUUUUAGAGUAAAUAAAAUAAACGUUUGCAAUGGCGGAUGCUGCAGCAAGACAGCUCCAAUACGAAUACAAAGCCAACUCCAAUUUAGUUCUUCAAGCCGAUGUUCGUCUAAUCGAACGUAGAAGUCGCGAUGAAGCCACCGGAGAAGUUAUGUCCCUUGUGGGCAAAUUAUCAAACACGAAAAUGGGCGAUAGGGCUCAAAGAACCAAACCGGGUAAAGCGGAGGAACGUAAAGUUAAACGCCAAAAGCGAGAUGAAGCUCAAUAUGACUUUGCAAGAAUGAAAGGGGCAACUUUGUUAUCUGAAGGCGUUGAUGAAAUGGUUGGGAUUAUUUACAAACCAAAAACACAAGAAACCCGACAAACUUAUGAGGUUUUGUUAAGUUUUCUACAGGAAGCUUUAGGUGAUCAGCCUCGGGAUAUAAUAUGUGGAGCUGCAGAUGAGGUUCUCUCAGUUUUAAAAAAUGAUCGACUAAAAGAAAGAGAAAAGAAAAAAGAAACUGAACAACUGAUUGGGCCUAUUGCUGAAGAAAGAUUUGCUUUACUAGUGAAUUUAGGCAAAAAAAUUACAGAUUUUGGAUCAGAUGAUGUAAAAGCUUCCGUUGGUGAAGAAAAUAUUGAUGAGACUUAUGGAAUAAAUGUUCAGUUUGAAGAAUCAGAAGAAGAGGAUGAUGAGGACAUGUAUGGAGAAGUCCGGGAAGAGUUGGAUGAGGAAGAAGGUGAAGAGGCUAGAGAAGAUGGGGCUAUACAUGCAGAAAAUCUUGGAGUGAGUGUUGAAGAAUUGAAAAAGGAAAAGGCCCUUCACCCCAUGGACAUUGAUGCCUAUUGGCUUCAAAGGAAGCUGUCAAAGAUUUACGAUGAUGCUAUGGUGUCUCAAGCUAAAGCUACAGAAGUAUUAAAUGUGCUUCGUGAUGCAACAGAUGACAGGGAAUUUGAAAACCAACUGGUUUUGUUAUUAGGUUAUGACUGUUUUGAUUUUAUAAAACAGUUAAAAAAACACCGCAAAAUGAUUUUGUAUUGUACCCUUUUGGCAAAGUCUCAGAGUGAAUCUGAACGUCAGAAAAUCAAAGACAAAAUGUCGGAAGAUCCUAGCCUUAGUCGCAUAUUAAAACUUUUAGAAACAGGCAGAGGUGAAGAUGAAACUGGUGAUGACGAAAAAACUUCCAGAUCCAGAAAACGGAAACACAGUAGCGACGAUGACGAUGUUGAUGAUCAUGAAAAGAAACAAGUAGCUGGAAACCGCAAACUUAUCGAUUUUGAAGAUUUGCUUUUUGCUCAGGGUUCACAUUUUAUGGCGAAUAAACGUUGCCAACUGCCAGAUGGUUCUUUCAGAAAACAAAGAAAAGGUUAUGAAGAGGUGCAUGUCCCAGCAUUAAAACAGAAACCUUUUGGCGAGAAUGAGAAAUUGCAGGCAAUUGAUCAGCUUCCAAAAUAUGUGCAACCAGUCUUUCAUGGAUUUAAAACGUUGAAUCGUAUUCAGAGUCGAUUAUAUAAGGCUGCCUUGGAAGGAGACGAAAAUAUAUUGCUUUGCGCACCUACUGGAGCAGGAAAAACAAACGUAGCUCUGCUCACUAUGAUGCGCGAAAUAGGCAAACACAUCAAUUCCGACGGUACGAUCAACGCGGACGAUUUCAAAAUCAUCUAUAUCGCCCCUAUGCGCUCGCUCGUACAGGAAAUGGUGGGAAAUUUCGGUAAAAGACUGGCCAGUUACAACAUAACGGUGCACGAACUGACCGGCGACCAUCAGCUGACCAGAGAACAGAUAGCCGAAGCUCAAGUGAUCGUUUGCACACCCGAAAAAUGGGACAUCAUUACCAGGAAAGGGGGAGAGAAAACGUUUACUUCGCUGGUACGGCUGAUCAUUAUUGAUGAAAUCCAUUUGUUGCACGAUGAAAGAGGUCCGGUUUUGGAGGCUCUAGUUGCUAGAACGAUCAGGACUAUCGAAUCUACUCAAGAAGACGUCCGUCUAGUUGGAUUAUCUGCCACCCUGCCCAAUUAUCAAGACGUUGCCGCUUUUCUUCGCGUCAAACCUGAUUCCGGACUGUUUUAUUUCGAUAACAGCUUCCGACCAGUGGCUUUAGAACAGCAAUACAUCGGCGUCACAGAGAAAAAGGCCACAAAACGCUGUCAAAUAAUGAACGAGAUCGUUUACGAAAAAACAGUGGAGCACGCCGGAAAAAAUCAAGUUUUGAUUUUCGUCCAUUCCAGAAACGAAACUGGUAAAACUGCAAGAGCUAUUAGAGAUAUGUGUCUAGAAAAAGAUACUUUAGGUCAGUUCCUUCGCGAAGGUUCGGCCUCCAUGGAGGUACUACGAAGAGAAGCUGAACAAGUAAAAAAUAAUGAACUCAAAGAUUUGUUACCAUAUGGUUUUGCUAUUCAUCAUGCCGGUAUGACCAGAGUGGACAGAACGUUGGUGGAAGAUCUGUUUGGAGAUAGGCACAUUCAAGUACUUGUAUCUACCGCCACACUAGCCUGGGGUGUAAACUUACCAGCUCAUACCGUAAUUAUCAAGGGUACUCAGAUAUAUGACCCUACUAAAGGGCGUUGGGUGGAAUUGGGGGCCUUGGAUGUUUUGCAGAUGUUAGGUCGUGCCGGUCGACCUCAGUACGACACCAAAGGAGAAGGUAUACUUAUAACUAAUCAUAGUGAGCUCCAAUACUACUUGUCUUUACUCAAUCAGCAGCUCCCCAUCGAGUCCCAGCUUGUAUCCAAACUACCCGACAUGCUUAACGCCGAGAUAGUUCUCGGUACAAUUCAAAACGUUCGCGACGCUGUCACUUGGCUGGGAUACACCUACCUUUACAUCAGAAUGCUACGUCAACCGUCACUGUAUGGUAUUACACAUGAUCAGAUGAAACAUGAUCCAUUAUUAGAGCAGCAUAGGGCUGAUUUAGUACAUACAGCCGCUAUGCAUUUAGACCGAAGCGGAUUGGUGAAAUAUGACAGAAAACUUGGACAGUUUCAAGGAACGGAAUUAGGAAGAAUAGCUUCACAGUAUUAUUGUACUCACGAAACUAUGAUGACGUAUAAUCAGCUUUUAAGACCCCAUUUGAGUGACAUUGAUUUGUUUAGAGUGUUUUCUUUGUCAGGGGAGUUCAAAAAUAUAGCCGUUCGUGAAGGGGAACCCGGGGAAUUACAGAAAUUGAUGGAAAGAGUCCCUAUACCGAUCAAGGAAAGUAUGGAAGAGCCUAGUGCUAAGGUUAACGUGUUAUUGCAAGCUUACAUAUCGCAAUUGAAGCUGGAAAGUUUUGCGUUAAUGUCCGAUAUGGUGUACGUCACUCAGUCUGCUUCACGACUUAUUAGAGCGAUAUUCGAGAUUGUUUUACAUCGGGGAUGGGCUCAGCUUGCUGAUAAAGUCUUGACCUUAUGUAAAAUGGUUGAUAAGAGGAUGUGGCAGUCCAUGUCACCUCUGAGGCAGUUUAAGAAAAUGCCCGAAGAAAUAGUGAAGAAGAUCGAGAAAAAGUACUUCCCUUGGGAAAGGUUAUAUGAUUUGGGACCCAACGAAAUAGGCGAAUUAAUCCGUGUACCGAAACUUGGCAAAACUAUCCACAAAUACGUUCAUCAGUUUCCUAAACUUGAACUGUCCACCCAUAUACAACCAAUAACCAGGUCCAUGUUGAAGGUGGAGUUGACUAUCACGCCGGACUUUCAGUGGGACGAGAAAUUGCACGGUAACGCUGAGGCCUUUUGGGUUUUCGUCGAGGAUGUCGACUCGGAGGUGAUACUGCAUCACGAGUAUUUCUUGCUGAAAUCGAAAUACUGCGAAGACGAGCACUUGAUCAAGUUCUUCGUGCCCAUUUUCGAGCCGCUGGCGCCUCAUUAUUUCCUCAGGAUCGUCUCAGAUCGUUGGAUUGGGGCGGAGACGCAGUUACCGGUUUCAUUCAAACACUUGAUUCUACCCGAGAAGAACUUCCCUCCCACCGAACUUCUCGACUUGCAACCUCUACCCAUCACAGCCCUAAGAAACGAGAAAUACGAGUCCCUAUACACCGAUAAAUUCCCCCAGUUCAACCCCAUCCAAACGCAAGUCUUCAACUCGGUCUACAACGGCGACGACAACAUCUACAUAGGCGCUCCCACAGGCUCGGGCAAAACCACAAUUGCUGAAUUUGCAGUUCUCCGCCUGUUCGAGAAGAACCCCGACGGCAAAUGCGUCUAUUUGGUGCCCAAAGAUGCCCUGGCCGAACUCAUAUUCGCCGAUUGGCAUCACAAGUUCGGACAGAACCUGGGCAAGAGGGUGGUGUUGUUAACGGGUGAGACGGGUACCGACUUGAAGCUGCUGGCCAAGGGUCAGAUCGUGAUUACGACGGCGGAGAAGUGGGACGUGCUGUCCAGGAGAUGGAAACAGAGGAAGAACGUGCAGAAUGUGAAUUUGUUCAUUGUGGACGAGUUGCAUUUGAUUGGUGGUGAAGAUGGGCCUGUUAUAGAAGUCGUCUGUUCCAGAAUGAGAUAUAUCUCGUCUCAAAUCGAGAAACCAAUCAGAAUCGUAGCCCUCAGCGCUUCACUCACCGACUACAAAGAUGUAGCUCAGUGGCUGGGUUGCAACACCAACGCCACCUUCAAUUUCCAUCCCAGCGUACGACCGGUACCACUCGAAUUCCAUGUGCAAGGCUUCAAUUUAACCCAUAAUGCCUCAAGACUCAUCGCCAUGGGUAAACCAGUGUACAAUACUAUCGUCAGGCAUAGUCCACAUAAGCCUGUUAUAAUAUUUGUGCCUACUAGGAAGCAGGCCAGGCUUACAGCUAUAGAUUUAUUGACUUAUGCUGCUUCAGAAGGUCAGUCCAAUAAGUUUUUCCAUGCUGAAGAAGAGGACAUCAAACCGUUCUUGGAUAGGAUGACUGAUAAAACUUUGAAAGAAACUUUAUCACAAGGAGUAGCGUACAUGCACGAAGGUCUUACCGCUGCAGAUCUACGUUUAGUGGAACAAUUAUUCGACUCUGGAGCAGUGCAAAUAGCCGUAGUCACUCGCGAUUUAUGUUGGGCAGUCAAUAUAUUCGCUUAUUUGGUCAUCAUCAUGGACACGCAAUUUUUCAAUGGAAAAAUUCACGCCUAUGAAGAUUAUCCUAUCACUGACGUUUUACAAAUGGUCGGUAGAGCAAACAGGCCUCUGGAAGACGACGAUGCCAAAUGCGUGCUGAUGUGUCAGUCCUCAAAGAAAGAUUUCUUUAAGAAAUUCUUGAGCGAUCCUUUACCUGUGGAAAGUCAUUUGGACCACAGAUUACAUGACCACUUCAACGCCGAAAUCGUAACAAAAACUAUCGAGAACAAACAGGACGCUGUCGAUUACCUAACCUGGACGUUCCUCUACAGGCGUCUCACGCAGAAUCCCAAUUACUACAAUUUACAGGGCGUCAGUCACAGGCAUUUAUCCGAUCAUCUCUCUGAACUGGUUGAGAACACUCUGUCAGAUUUGGAACAGUCUAAAUGCAUCAGUAUCGAAGAAGAAAUGGACUGCGUGCCUUUGAAUUUGGGCAUGAUCGCUGCCUAUUAUUACAUCAAUUAUACUACCAUUGAACUGUUCAGCUUAUCGUUAAACAGCAAAACAAAGAUAAGGGGGCUGUUAGAAAUCAUAUCAUCGGCUGCAGAAUACGAAGACAUUCCAGUAAGACAUCGCGAGGAUAAUAUUUUGAGACAGUUAGCUCAAAAGUUGCCCAACAAGCUAACCUCGGUAUCUGGAGGACAACCGAAGUUCAACGAUCCUCACGUUAAAACCAAUUUACUUUUACAAGCCCAUUUAUGCAGGCUACAGUUGAGUGCAGAACUACAGGGUGAUACGGAAAUAGUCUUAGCCAAAGCCAUAAGAUUAAUCCAAGCCUGCGUCGACGUACUAAGUUCAAACGGUUGGCUAUCACCAGCUGUAGCCGCCAUGGAAUUGGCUCAAAUGGUUACGCAAGCCAUGUGGAGCAAAGAUUCCUAUCUUAAACAACUACCCUACUUCACACAGGACAUUAUCAAAAGAUGUACAGACAAGAGCGUGGAGACUGUUUUUGAUAUAAUGGAACUGGAAGAUGAAGACAGAACGAAACUUUUGGGUCUGACAGAUAGUCAGAUGGCUGAUGUAGCGAGAUUUUGCAACAGAUAUCCUAACAUUGAGCUGACCUACGAGGUGUUGGAUAAGGAUAAAAUCCAUUCAGGAUCGUCUGUUCAUGUAGCCGUUCAACUAGACAGAGAAGAUGAAGUCAAUGGCCCAGUGAUUGCACCAUUUUUCCCACAGAAACGUGAAGAAGGUUGGUGGGUAGUUAUCGGUGACCCAAAAAGCAAUUCUCUCUUAUCUAUCAAAAGGCUGACGUUACAGCAGAAGGCCAGGGUAAAACUGGACUUCGUAGCACCCAGUCCGGGCCAUCACAGCUACACCCUGUAUUUCAUGAGCGACGCUUACCUGGGAUGCGAUCAAGAGUACAAGUUCUCCAUCGAAGUUGGCGACUUUGAGUCGAGCGCCAGCGACUCUGACUAGUUUAUUAUUUAGAAAUUAAGUGAAAUAUAUAUGCAUUUGUAUUUUAUUUCGUUCUUUGUAAACUAAAAAUAUAUAAGAAUAUAGGGAUAGUAAUUAA